AGAGAGGCUGGCGGCAGUGGCGGCUGUCCGGGCUGGGUUGUCAGUCAGAGGAGGGAAGAUGGCUCGCCCGGACUCGUGCUGCUAGUGGGAAAGGGGCAGGUGGCGCGACUGCUGGCGGAGCGCAGUCGCCCGGUCGCCCGUUCGCCGUGGUCGUGAGGGGAGGCCGCGGUGGGUCCCGGAGCUGCUCUGGUUGAAGGUUUGGAACACAUGUGGAAAGAUGUUUACCUCAGAGAUAGGGGUUGUGGAAGAAUGGCUGUCAGAAUUUAAGACUCUCCCAGAAACAUCUUUGCCAAAUUAUGCCACAAAUUUGAAAGACAAGAGUUCUUUAGUUUCAUCUCUCUAUAAAGUUAUCCAGGAGCCACAGAGUGAGUUACUAGAGCCUGUGUGUCACCAACUCUUUGAGUUCUACCGCAGUGGGGAGGAGCAGCUGCUUCGGUUCACCCUGCAGUUCCUCCCAGAACUGAUCUGGUGCUACCUCGCUGUGUCGGCCAGCAGAAAUGUGCACAGCAGCGGCUGCAUUGAGGCCCUUCUUCUAGGGGUUUAUAACCUGGAAAUAGUUGACAAACACGGACAUAGUAAAGUAUUGAGUUUUACAAUUCCAUCUUUAUCCAAACCAUCUGUAUAUCAUGAACCUUCCAGCAUUGGGUCUAUGGCGCUGACGGAGAGUGCGCUAUCCCAGCAUGGCUUAUCAAAGGUCGUGUACAGUGGACCCCAUCCUCAACGGGAGAUGCUGACAGCACAGAACAGGUUUGAAGUGUUGACAUUCCUUCUGUUGUGUUACAAUGCUGCCUUAACCUACAUGCCCAGUGUUUCUCUUCAGUCACUGUGUCAGAUUUGUUCAAGAAUAUGUGUCUGUGGAUAUCCCCGACAACAUGUAAGAAAAUACAAAGGUGCGAGUGGCAGGAUACCGAUUUCAUCCGGAUUCAUGGUGCAGAUGCUAACAGGAGUGUAUUUUGCCAUAUACAAUGGAGAAUGGGAUCUAGCUCAGAAAGCAUUGGAUGAUAUUAUAUACAGAGCCCAGCUAGAAUUAUAUCCAGAGCCUCUGCUGGUUGCUAAUGCAAUAAAGGCUUCGUUGCCUCAUGGUGCCAUGAAAUCUAGUAAGGAAGGUACAAGGUGUAUUCAAGUUGAAAUCACACCAACUUCCUCUAGAAUAUCAAGAAAUGCAGUUACCAGCAUGUCAAUAAGAGGUCACAGGUGGAAAAGACAUGAGCAACCUGAGAGCAGCAGUGCCACUGCUGAAGCGGGCAUCCUUGUCAUUCCUGAGAUUAGUGUCACACAUGUGUCCGGAGAGAGGACCGGGAAUGGGGAAAAAGGCAGAGCGCUAGGAGACAUUGAUGCCCAGCAUAUGCAGGGUGUGCAGGAAACAGCCACAGACCCUAGAAGUGAGAGCAGAGGCUUGCCCGAACUCAGAAGGCAAAAAUCUGUAAGAAAAAUGAUGGAGGAUGGAAUGUCCACAGCUGGCAGAGUGCAGUUUUAGCAGACGCUUUGUAGCCGCAGCCCAAGGAGAUACAGAAUUAACAGGUCAAGAAGAACUGAUGGACAUAACUGAAGUUGACGAGGGAUUUUAUUCCAGGGCUGCGUCUAGCACCAGCCAGUCGGGUCUAUCAAACAGUAGUCACAAUUGUAGUAACAAGACAAGUGUAGGAAAGAACCAGAGACGGUCGGGAGGAAGCAAAGCUGGAGCAAAAGAGAGAGAAACUGCAGGGGAAUCUUGCAGAGAUCACUUUGCUCGCAAACAAACCCAGAGAGCCCAGAGUGAGAACCUUGAGCUUCUCUCUCUGAAGAGACUGACCUUAACCUCCAGCCAGUCCCUGCCCAAGCCCAGCAGCCAAGGCUUAGCUAAGACUGCGGCCACUGUAUUUAGUAAAUCCUUUGAACAGGUCAGUGGUGUCCCAGUCCCACGUAGCCCUUCUCCUGCCAUUGGCUGUGUUGCUGGGGCAGAUGCCCAUAGAUUUUCUGCUUGUAGUCUCCAAGAAGAAAAGCUUAUUUAUGUGUCAGAAAGGACUGAACUUCCAAUGAAGUGUCAAGCGGGCCAGCAGGGGCCUCCUAGUAUUAGCAUCACUUUGUCUGCAGAUUAACUUCUAACUUACUUCUCUCCUAACUAGCGAAGCUGGAAGAUGGCUUUGCUCCCUUAUGAAAGUACUGAGUCCUUUGUGCCUGGUCCUGGCAGGAGCCUGGUGUCUUCAAUUCAAGGCUCUCCUUUGACUAUGAAGGGAACUGUGUUUAGUUUGCAGUAAGCUGACAUGUGGUCUUAUUUCUUGGGUAUUCUUCUCCCCUUGGUUUAAGUUCUUUAUACUUUUAUUCUCCUUUCCUGUUACUUGUUAUUGUUGGUUACAUCCUCAGUGAGGUUAUUUUUAAUACCUCGUUUUUCAGUGGUUGUGUAUUUGCCCUGGGAAGUCAAAGAGAGUCUCUGUGUUCGAGGACUGGGCUGUCGAGCCCAGGUAGAGGAGUGAGUCCAUGAAGCCAUGUUACUAAACAGGCGUGUGAGAAAACAAAGCCCUGAGAGCCGUGGGGAUGUCAUGUGCUGUGGCCACAUCAUGCUUAGGAUGGGGACAGUUUGUUCCACACUGCAAGUUGCUUGGCAGGACAGUUGGAAGGGGAAGCUGGGAGAAUUUCUGUUGCAGUCCUUAGAAUAUUAAACAGCAAAACUGAGACUGCUAGUAGAUGACAUUCUGAAGUGUUUGAUCUGAUUGCAGGGGUGAAAGUCCCUUUCGGUUUCUAAAGUGUAACCAGCCAUAAAGCCAAUGGACUGUGCUGCUCAACUUUGGAAAUCCUGGCUAGUUUGUAUUUUAGUGGUCAGAGAGCACACAUCACAGAAGACUUCCUGAAAACCCCUGUAAACCUUGUAGCACAGCUCCCGAGAUACCAAUAUGAAAUGUUUAAUAGUGAAAUGUCUGUGAAUGAAGGAAACGAGUUCAUUUUUUAUCUAAAAUAUGAUGAAAGAAAAUACAGUAGAUGUGGACAGAGGAUAUUUGUGCAUUAGCUUAGGGUUGCUUGUGUUUGUUCUUAAAUUUAACAUAAGAAAAAGAGUGUGCUUCUUGUUUGUGAGCUUUAAGUGUUCCUGUUAUAAUGUAGAAAGAAUUCAGCUACCACCCACUCCUGCCAACCUAGCACUAAGAAAUGUGGUAAGGCAGAAGCUAAACUCUGCUGAGAUGGACGCACAGACUUAGUGCCUGUGGUCUGCUCGGUUGGCCGACGCUCCUGUGAGGUGCAUGUGCUGUGGUGCUAACUGGGACUGAGAGGAGCAGGUCAGUGAGAAGGCCUGGGACACUGUCUGCUUCAUGGCUUCAUUGACUUAGCACACCAAGGCCUUCUUUCUUGUGGUCCCUCACUGUGCCCACAGAACAUGGCUAGUGUACCCUCUCAAACCCUGUGGGUCCAGCUCAUGUAAAUGAGAAAACUCCACGUGUUUCAGAGUGCAAAGCGUUUACACUUGAGAUAGUGUAAAUGCUUACCUCCUAGUUUAAACCUGAUUAUCCAAGGCCCUUGCUUGUUAGCAUAAAAUAACAUUUUAGUUUCAGUAACAGAAUGAACUGCUGGCUUAAAUUGUCCUCAACACUUUUAAGGUAACUAGACAGUAAAAAUCAAUAAUUGGAAUAAUAUAAUAGUAAUCUUGUAUACAGUUGAAAUGUUUGUGAAAUGUUUGUAAAAUGUCACUGUGAAUUUCCUGUUGUCUUUUUGUAAGUCCUUAAAAACUUUUUUAAAACAUAGUUACUAACAGUGUUGAUAUUAUUAAGAAGAAAUUUAAAAGAUUGUCAUUAGGCAGGUUGAAGUGCUUGUUAGGCACAGAGUCAGUUUAAAGAAACAAGAGAUCAGAAUAAUAGUCAGCUAUCAUAAUGAAACCUCAUUUUGAUAUUGUUGUAGACAUUUGCUACUUGUGUGGUCCAAAGACCAUUAGUGUCGCCUAGUAUCUUAAUAAAACUUUAAAAUUUCAGGGGCAGACCUAGUAAAUCAAAGCUGGCAUUUUAACAAGGUCCCCAGUGAUGCUGUACAUUUGUCUUUGUGAAGACAGUUUCAAAGUGCUAACUACUUGUUUAAUAUGUAGGCUCCGCAGUGGUCUCACAGUUCUCAAGCACAGGUGUAUUAGAUACUAGAUUGUCAUAAUUGUCAUAUUUUUUGAUAACCAAGUAGCUUUUUAAUAACAUUGACAUGUGACUUCUUAGAGGCUCUCAUUUUAAAUUCCCACUUCUCACUUGUUUCUGUAUAAAAAUGUGGCAUCUUCUGCUUCGCUUACUGGUCAUAAAUGAACCCAGAGCUUCAGAUUCAGGUUUUAAGUAGGAAAGCCCCCCUUUGUUCUUGAGUUGUUACAUGUGAUACAGCACAUUUGCACAUAUGUCCGUUCUCUCUUACAAAAUCAGUAACAGCUUACACAGUGGAAUGAGUCUGAAGUUUUGUUCCAAAUGAUUUACACCAAUUGAUUUUCUGGAGUGGGGAGUUAUGUGAACAAUAAAAUUCUUUUAUACUACUUUUGAUACUAUUUCAAGAAAGAAUUGUGUACAUCGGAGGCUUUCAUACCAGCUGUUAAAGUCGAAUGCUGUUAACUGUGGCAAUAGUUGUUCUAGUUACUCUUUCCUACUCAUCUUUCAAAUGUGAGAAGUUGUGUGGCUUUGUAUUUGAGUUUUUAUAAAGAUGCUGAUAGUGUAGGCAUCUCAUGGACCCAGGGGAAUAGCUUUUACCAAGAGGAUUCCACACAAAACGGGGUCUGGCACCCCAUAGUUAGAUCUAGAUAGGGAUUCUUGAAUUGACCUAGCCCUUGCACUCCUGUGAAGCUGUGCCUGCCAUGAACCUCUUUCUGCAAUCCAAGUGAAGAGAAGAGAGAAGCAGAGUAGACUCUUCCAAGGAUCCCACUGCUCAGGUGCUACCCUUCCUCUUCCAGGAGCCUCAGGAAAGCACCUUUGAAUGGCAGGGACACUGCCUGAACUCUUUAAGUCCAUCUCUGUAGCAUUGAAGAGCAGGAAUCCCAGAACAACUUGUUUGUUUUUAAAAAGGUAGUGUUUCAUUGCCCUUUCAAUUAUAAACCAACAACUCUGCAGAUAUCACUCAGUUGUAAAAAGUUGAAUUAAAGGGAAAUAUGUCUUUAAAUCAAAAUAGAUUUUAAAAAAAUCCCAGUUUAAAGGGAUUUUUGCCUAUUUUGAACUAUCAUAGUUAAAAUGUUGAAUGGUAAAUUGUGGAGGAAGAUACAUACUCUAAAACAUGAUUUUAAGCCAAGAGUUAGACUAAGGCAGCUUGAUGUCUACUUGACCUCCAUAGAGGAAAGUGCACCAAGGAAGCGUAAGUGUUGUAACUGAGAAAUACUGAAACACAAAAUGUUGUUGCUGAGGCAUUGUAGGUAGAAAGUAAUGUACAAUAGUGUCUUCCCAGCCCAAGUGAAAAGCUAAAACCCCAGUCCUUUAGUGAGCACAAGUUUACACUUGGACGUUUGCUGCUGAAUGCUGGUUCACUGGGUAAUCGAGAUGUAUGCUUUAAUACUGCUCAAGUCUUUACCAGAAAGCACUCAUGGGCUACCUUCUGGACUUUGUAACUUGCACAUAUCCAAGAAGACGGAGUGUGAACAAUCUGAAGAUGUUUUAUGUUUUAUAGUAGAGUGCUAGUGGACAUGGACCUCAAUGGUUGUAUUUUCUGGGCCCCACACUGUCUCUCAUUGGAACUGACCGUGUGCCUCUGACCUUUACUUCUGAUCAUGUGGUAAUGCUAAACUCUUCUCACAAAUACACUUGUCACUGUAUGCCUAGUGUUUACAUUCCUAAGAAUAAACUUUGGAUAUUUUUA
This is a messenger RNA of Arvicanthis niloticus (Nile rat), 5769 nucleotides long. RefSeq names its product hyccin PI4KA lipid kinase complex subunit 1 (gene Hycc1). The record is from RefSeq and is a predicted model, not a curated record. Gene Ontology annotation, cellular component: plasma membrane. Lineage: Eukaryota; Metazoa; Chordata; Mammalia; Rodentia; Muridae. Gene Ontology annotation, biological process: protein localization to plasma membrane; phosphatidylinositol phosphate biosynthetic process.